UCCUACGCAAGGGAAGGGGCAUGUCGGAGAAAAAUUUCGAAUUCAUCUUCUCAGAUACUUCCAGUAUGGGCAUGAAAUUCUCAGUAGGUGUGCCAUAUUCCUCCACGACUACUGAGGAGGAUUUCCAGGAGCUUGAGCAGGAAUCUUCGGUGGACUCUUCCUCUACUCGUUGCAUUCUUCAAAGAAAACCGCGCAAGGGGAGGAAAAUGCUUCUGCACACACCUGGGAAUGUUUGUGGCUACGAUCCAGAGAAAUUUGGCAUUUGCAAUCGUAGCGUCUCUUUCUUAAAUCCAGUGCAAGCUCUCCGAAACCUACAGCAUGAAAGAAUGCACUCACCAGGCAUCAACGUUCAUUUCCGUUGUACUCAUCGCUUACAUGCGCCGAGCAUAAUUCGGUCGAAGCCAGCGAUAAAUCAUGCUGGCUCAGAGUUGCCUUUGUGUUCUCCGUCUGCUCCUUCAGACGAAAUUGAGCACCCGCAGAUCAAAGAGGGUUUAUACAAGACUGAGCUCUGUAGAUCUUGGGAGGAAACUGGUCACUGCAGAUAUGCAGCGAAGUGCCAGUUUGCGCAUGGUAACGACGAUCUUCGUCCUGUUCCCCGCCACCCGAAGUACAAAACAGAGUUGUGUAGAUCGUACACAGAAACUGGACUUUGCAGCUACGGCAAGCGAUGUCGUUUCAUUCACACCUCGGGUACUAAUACACAAGUCUUCCUCGAGUCGAGAAAUUUGGAGAAGAAAGGUUCAAGGAGAUUAUCAAUAUUUCAACAGUUAUCAGGAGCCGGUGAGAUGCCUCCAAGACAAGCUUGAAACGCUCCAAAGCUACUGUAAACAAUCACUUUUGAAUCAAAUUUUAAGGGUAGUUUUGUGUAAAUCGCUCCAGCUCGCCUCAGUUGCAUGUCUUCCACAAAUCGCACCUUCCUCAGUCUACUACUGCUCCACUCGCUCUGCUUCUCGACUAACGUCGGUGCUUUCUGUGGAUCCUAAUAUCUGAGUUUAUCCUAAUGAAAAAAAUUCAUAGGAGCUUUCUCGAUUACCCAAGUAUAUAGACUUUUUAGAAGUCUCAGAAGUGCGUUUCAGAGUAAGUGGC
Molecule: messenger RNA, 1086 nt
Organism: Physcomitrium patens
Lineage: Eukaryota; Viridiplantae; Streptophyta; Bryopsida; Funariales; Funariaceae
Molecular function (GO): mRNA binding; metal ion binding
Source: RefSeq, a predicted model, not a curated record